UAACUAAUUUCCCAGAAAUAGAGAAAAAACAAUACUCCCUCUGUUUCAUAAUAAGUGUCAUUUUAAGCUCAUUUUCUUUUUACACAAAGAGUGUCACUUUACAAUUCUAAUGCAAAUUAUACUAAUUUUCAGCUGAAAAUUAAUUACAAACUGCAUUGAUUUUAUAAAUAAUUUUAUUUAUCUCGAAUACUAUUGGUCAAAGAGGUACAAUUAAUUACAACUUACAUAUAUUUCAACAACUUUCUUAAUCUGUGUGAAAAAUGUCAAAACGACACUUAUUAAGAAACGGAGGGAGCAACGACCAUUGAUCUUUCUAGAUUUGCUAAUAAAAUUUAAGACACUUCACCUUUUGUCUGAACAAACAACAUCAACUUAGUUUCAGUACAGGUUUAUAUUUUGCUUAAAAUUAACCUUACCACCAAACUAUUAGUGCCUGGUAAAUAUAUAUAGUUUAGUUAGUUUAGGUGAAUUAUUAUGUAAUGCUAAAUAAAUUUGUCUAUUAUUACUCGAAACCCAUCACAAAUUUUGAUGGCUCCGGGAACCGGUCAGAGACGUCGACGUCGUCGGUCAUCAAUGCGGAGGCAGAUGAAGAUUCUUGCUCGACUCGUGAUUUUACUCUAAGUUUCGAUAUUUUAAAAGUCGGAAGCAGCGGCGACGACGGCGGAGGAGGAGGUGGAGGAGAUGAAAGCACCGCCGUGACUAAAGAGUUUUUCCCGGUGGCUGGAGACUGCGGGCAUCUACGGGGGUCGAGUUCCAGAAGCUGGAUAGAUCUCUCUUUCGAUGGAUCGAGCCAAGGAGAAACAAACUUAGUGGCUCCGGCGCCGGCGCCGGCUCCGGUGAAAAAGAGUCGGAGAGGACCGAGGUCAAGGAGUUCGCAGUACAGAGGAGUUACCUUCUACAGAAGAACUGGUCGAUGGGAGUCACAUAUAUGGGAUUGUGGGAAACAAGUCUAUUUAGGUGGUUUUGACACUGCUCAUGCCGCAGCUAGAGCUUAUGAUCGAGCUGCUAUCAAAUUUAGAGGAGUAGAUGCUGAUAUCAACUUCACUCUCGGCGAUUACGAGGAAGAUAUGAAACAGGUUCAAAACUUGAGCAAGGAAGAGUUUGUGCACAUACUUCGUCGACAGAGCACAGGUUUCUCAAGGGGAAGCUCCAAGUAUCGAGGAGUUACAUUACACAAAUGUGGGAGAUGGGAAGCUAGGAUGGGUCAGUUUCUUGGUAAAAAGUAUGUUUACCUUGGGCUGUUCGACAGCGAAGUAGAAGCUGCAAGGGCUUAUGAUAAGGCUGCGAUAAGCUCUAAUGGUAGGGAAGCAGUAACCAACUUCGAGCUUAGUUCAUACCAGAAUGAGAUUAACUCUGAGACCAAUAACCAAGGUGGUCAUGACAACAAGCUUGAUCUCAGCUUAGGAAUGUCACUUUCUCCCGGGAAUGCGUCAAAGCAAAACGGAAGGCUCUUUCAUUACCCUUCUAACACUUAUGAAACUCAGCGUGGAGUUAGUUUAACGAUAGGUAAUGAGUUCAUGGGAAAGCCGGUUAAUGCACCUCUUCCUUAUGGUUCCUACUGGAACGGUUAUAACAAUCCUGUCGAGGGAAGAGCAACAGAGAAGAGAAGUGAAGCUGAAGGAGGAGGGAUGAUGAGUAACUGGGGAUGGCAAGGACCUGGCCAAACCAGCGCCAUGAGACCGCAACCACCAGGAACACAACCACAGUUGUUCUCAGUUGCAGCAGCAUCAUCAGGAUUCUCUAAUUUCCGGCAGCAAUCUCCCAAUGACAGUGCCUCCUCUCUUGGUUACUUUUAUCCACAACCUUAACUUACGGAGGAGGCUUUAAAACAAUGUGUGUAAUGGCAUUUGGAUUCAAUAUAAAAUGGGGGUAUGCUUUUCCUUAUCGUCGAUGUGAAAAAUGUUUUAUGUGUAAAGAAAAGACUCUUGGAAACUGGAAGGCAAAAAUUUUGUGAAUAACAUGAAAAGGAAAUAUUAUCGUUGGUAUA
Molecule: messenger RNA, 1987 nt
Organism: Raphanus sativus (radish)
Lineage: Eukaryota; Viridiplantae; Streptophyta; Magnoliopsida; Brassicales; Brassicaceae
Product: ethylene-responsive transcription factor RAP2-7
Exons: 9
Coding region: 480-1808 (442 amino acids)
Biological process (GO): regulation of DNA-templated transcription
Molecular function (GO): DNA-binding transcription factor activity; DNA binding
Source: RefSeq, a predicted model, not a curated record